Messenger RNA from Apus apus (common swift), 6346 nucleotides. It is a transcript of the gene LPIN1, whose product is annotated as lipin 1. Gene Ontology annotation, molecular function: transcription coactivator activity; phosphatidate phosphatase activity. The transcript is spliced from 22 exons. Gene Ontology annotation, cellular component: nucleus; mitochondrial outer membrane. The record is from RefSeq and is a predicted model, not a curated record. Lineage: Eukaryota; Metazoa; Chordata; Aves; Apodiformes; Apodidae. Gene Ontology annotation, biological process: cellular response to insulin stimulus; fatty acid catabolic process; positive regulation of transcription by RNA polymerase II. The coding region runs from base 134 to 3097 and encodes 987 amino acids.
GUAAAAUUAGCAAGCAAACACGAUAGCUGGCAAAUUAUAUUCUCUGGAGCUUUGCUGUCAAGAGCUAAAACGUGAAGGAAGCAUUUUUGUAUAUGGCCAAAAUCAAGAGUGGUUGUAGCAGCCAGUGCAAAGAAUGGGGGAGAAUUAUCGGCUCAGGAUGUCGUCUGAGGAGGAAGACCAGCCAGAGACCCCAACUGGCUCCCCCUGGUCUUGGAUUCCAUUGAUGAAAGAUCCUGGUUGGAUUCGAAGUGUCUGGACUCGCAAUCUAAAUGUGCAAACCAUGAAUUACGUGGGACAGCUAGCAGGGCAGGUGUUUGUGACUGUGAAGGAGCUCUACAAGGGACUAAACCCAGCCACCCUCUCAGGAUGCAUCGACAUCAUCGUGGUGCGGCAGCCAGAUGGGAACCUGCAGUGCUCCCCCUUCCACGUGCGCUUUGGGAAGAUGGGGGUUCUGCGCUCCAGGGAGAAAGUGGUUGACAUAGAAAUUAAUGGAGAGGCUGUAGACUUGCACAUGAAACUGGGAGACAAUGGAGAGGCCUUUUUUGUGCAGGAGAUGGAUAACGAUCAGGAGGUAAUUCCAUAUCAUCUUGCCACAUCUCCCAUUCGGUCCGAGGGAGCGGCUUUGAUGGAAGCGCAGCUGAAGAGGAACUCUAUAGACAGGAUAAGAAGUCUGGACACCAGUGCAUCCUCACAACUAUCACCCCAAGGCCAUGGAUCCCAGCCUUCUACUGAGACAUCUCCAGCCUGUAGCUCUGUGAAAAAAAGGAGGAAGAAGAGGAGGAAGUCUACCCAUAAAGUAGACAGCUUAAAAAGAGAAGAGAAUGGAGACACAUCAGAAGAUGAAGACAUGUUUCCUAUAGAGAUGAGCUCAGAUGAAGAAAAAGAACCACUGGACAGUUCCAGGGUCCCUGUUCCAGAUGUGCUUGUUGAUGAUGUAUCUGACAGAAAGGCUCCAGCAGUUUCUACAUUUUCUCAGUCUGCAUCUUACCCUAAUUCAGAUGGAGAAUGGUCACCUCUUCAAAGUAAGCCUAUAGAUUGCACAGGGCAAUCCUCUCUUCUCACUGUUCCAGCAGAUGGAGGCCUGUCUAACUCUUGUCCUCAACAGUCUUCUCACUUUUCUCCUACAGACAGCCUCUCAGGUUCCCGCCCUCCUACUCCUCAGAGUGACUCAGAAUUAGUCAGUAAACCUAUGGACAGGAGUGGACUGAAGAAUAAUCCUCACAUGCACUGGGCAUGGGGAGAGCUACCCCAGGCUGCAAAGGCCACUUCUCUGCUCAAAGCAAAGGAACCCAGCCUGGUGGAUGUAAAUCCCUCUGAAAGCACUCACUUUCGGGUCAUACAGAGUUCUCCUAGUGAGGAGUUUAACACUGUGUCCCCUCUACCUGCCCUUGGACAAGCAGGUGCAACAACUGCUGAGGAAAGUGAACCCUCACCAGCUGAGACAAAUAAGUCAGAGACUGAGUCUCCAGGAGCAGCUGUACCACCCUUGUCUGCCAAUGAAGAACUAAAACAAGCUGCAGCUUGCUCAGCCCAACCAGCUGGCAAGACAGAUUCCCCUUCCAGAAAGAAAGACAAACGAAGCCGGCAUCUUGGUGCUGAUGGUGUCUAUUUAGAUGACCUCACUGACAUGGAUCCAGAAGUUGCUGCACUUUAUUUCCCCAAGAACGGGGAGAGUGUCCAGAGCAAGAACCCUCCUGAGGCAGGGCCCUGGUCUGCCCACCCGUCCCCACAGUCCGUGGGGAGCUCGGGUGUGGACAGUGGAGCUGAGAGCACCUCAGAUGGAGCACGGGACUUGCCCUCCAUUGCCAUCUCUCUCUGUGGAGGCCUCACAGACAGCAAGGAGAUCACCCAAGAAGAAUUCUUAGAACAUGCAGUAACAUAUCAGCAAUUCGUGGACAAUCCUGCUAUCAUUGAUGACCCUAACCUCGUCGUUAAGAUUGGAAAUAAGUACUACAACUGGACAACAGCUGGUCCCCUUCUGCUGGCAAUGCAGGCAUUCCAGAGACCUUUGCCAAAGGCUACUGUGGAAUCUAUCAUGAGGGACAAGAUGCCCAAAAAAGGUGGAAGGUGGUGGUUUUCCUGGCGAGGGAGGAACAGCACUAUCAAAGAGGAAGCAAAGGCAGAGCAAGGAAUGAGUGGGACUGGACUGACAGCAGACUCUUCACAGCUGAGCAUGGCAAACAGAAUAAAAGAUGAAUCUUCUUCAAGUGAUGAAGACCCUAGAGCUGCUAAACAGAACCUGGGGUCAUUACAAACCAACUCAAGUCACCUUUCAUUACUGCCUGGAAUCAGCUACAAAAAAACACUGCGACUCACUUCUGACCAGCUCAAAAGCUUAAAGCUGAAGAAUGGCCCCAAUGAUGUGACCUUCAGUGUCACUACACAGUACCAAGGCACCUGCCGCUGUGAAGGCACCAUCUACCUGUGGAACUGGGAUGAGAAAGUGAUUAUUUCUGACAUCGAUGGAACAAUCACACGGUCAGAUACUUUAGGUCAUAUUUUGCCAACUCUUGGCAAAGACUGGACACACCAAGGGAUUGCAAAGUUGUACCAUAAAGUGAGCCAAAACGGCUACAAGUUUUUGUACUGCUCAGCACGAGCCAUUGGGAUGGCAGACAUGACCAGGGGCUACUUGCACUGGGUGAACGAGCGGGGCACGGUGCUGCCGCAGGGGCCGGUGCUGCUGAGCCCCAGCAGCUUGUUCUCAGCUUUCCACAGGGAGGUGAUAGAAAAGAAGCCAGAAAAAUUUAAAGUUCAGUGUUUGACAGACAUCAAAAAUUUGUUCUAUCCUAACACAGAACCCUUUUAUGCUGCUUUUGGAAACAGACCUGCUGAUGUUUAUUCAUACAAACAGGUGGGAGUUUCUUUAAACAGGAUAUUUACAGUUAACCCCAAAGGAGAACUUAUCCAAGAACAUGCAAAGACAAACAUCUCAUCCUAUGUCAGACUGUGUGAAGUAGUAGAUCACAUUUUUCCUUUGCUGAAAAGAAGCCAUUCUUCAGACUUCCCUUGUUCUGACACCUAUAGUCAGUUCACCUACUGGAGAGAACCUCUACCACCUUUUGAAACUCAGGAUGAAAAUCCACCCUCAUCUUAGCAGUUGGCCUCAGCUCAAGGAAUGAGUUAGCUUGUAUCCAAAGGACAACACUUGGCUUGUGCUGGUGACAGCUGGAACCUGUGAUGUUGUGAGCAUUGUGUUCUUUUGCUGUGAGCAAAUGUAGAAGUGCUUUUUCACACUUGGUCACGUUUCCAGCUGACAAGGUGUCUGACAAGGAAUAGGAGUCGUGUUUCUGGCUCUUCACCCAGCUCCUCAAAUUGUGCCAUACACGUCCAUUGUUUAAGGUCAAAUAAAAGUGAAGUGGUGUUGGAAUUGCAGUUAAAGAUGCUCUGAGGUUAUAGAGUGGUUCUGUAUCUUUUUCUGCGUCACUGGAGUCAUCUUUCAUCUCAUCAGAACCCACUGCAAGGUAGGGAGCUGCAGAUGCACACCAUUCCUGACACAGACAGGGAUUGCAGCCCACAGGUCAGAAUCCUCUUCUAAAGAAGCAAGUGAUUCCUCCUCUUUUCCCUUGCUUGACCAACAGCUUUGAUUAAGAGUUAAUUAGUAGUCUAGAUCCUCAGCUGUUGUAAAUCAGUGUAUUUACAAAGCCAGCUGAGCUGUGUUGAUGUAUUCCAGCCUAUUGUUUUGAUAUGGUUACACCUUUCUGAGGAACUACAUGUUAUGUAAUCUAAAUGGAAAGCAAAUGAAAUAAGAUGGCCAGAUUCUGGCAGUGUUCCUCAGUUUAAAAAGUACCAUGAUUCCAGAACAGCUAAUUUGGCUGAAGGUCAGUGUGCAAGUGGGAGGUACAGGCUGCUGUGUGUAGUGCCCCUCAUCCUGGAGCCAGAGAUUUUCAGAAAAGACUUCUUACCUACAGCAAGUGCUGACUUUCAGGAUCCUUACUGAGCCAAGAACACUGAUGAUCCUGUAAAAACGGAGUAUUUUUGUUUGAAACAUUAAUUUGGCUAAAAUGUGAACUUUGAUGCUGGUGAAUGAGACAUCUCAGGUUUCUACUGUAUGAAUUUAUUUUGGUUUUGUAUCAUAAAGAGUGGAUACUUUUAGUGCAAUUUACUCUCCUCCAAGAUAAUGAAAUCUCUCCUUUAUAAUCUUCCCCCCCACCUUAUUUGUCCAGACCCAAGCUGCAGAUACAUUUUUGCUACCUGCUUUUGACAGCCUUAAGACCUACCUGUGUGUGCUAACAGCAAUAACUGCAGAUCAGCUGGUAGUGCUCUCCACCUGGGCUGCCUUGACACACUGCAGCACUGGCAGGGCAGACAUCAGCUGACCAGAUACCAAACGAUUCUCAAAUGUGCUUGUAGCUAGGAAAGAAACUUUAUUUGCCUUUAAAAAUAUAUUGAAAGGUCCAGUUGUUCUCUGAAGCACUGCAGAUGGCACCGUGGGGUUCCACGCGUGCUGUGUUUCAUGGUGGCUGAAGCAGCAGCUCGCAAGCUGUGCUCUCUGCCAGGCUGUGGUCUCUGAGGCUCUGGUACAUGUUUUGCAGCUGCUCUGUAGUGUUUCUGGGUAAGAGUUUAAUAACAGGAUGUCAGAGUGGGCCAGAAGAAAUUUUGAGAUGUGAUUGUGGUCAGUUGGCACCCGAAAGUUUGGAAGCAGCUGCUGUGUGUCCCGGUGGUUCUGUGUCCCGUGGCAGCACAGGUAGGAGGGGGUUGCAGCCUUUUAUGGGAUGGCAGGGGCCAGCUCCUGAUUUCUCUGUGCCUUCAGUAGCCACGGAUGUGAGUGCAAUCCUUUAUGGAGCUGCAGUGGGGAGCCCUUCCUUUUCACAUGAACAAGGCAAGGUGCCUGCCCACCGAGGAGAUACCAGGGCCAGACAAAAACCAAAGAGGAAGAAAUGCAUGUUUAGCAACCCAGACUGAUUAUACUUUUUUGAAAGUUUAAAGCAAAUGCAAAUAUGUUUUUACCUAAAGCUGGAAGAAAUGUGAUCUGGAUUUUCUGGAAGACAAUCAGUGGGGAUUGCAGGUUGCCAAACAGAGAUGGUUGCAUCUCUAAAUAAAGCCACACUUUAUUUAAUACUUGUCAUUAAUGAUUGAAUAAAAGGAUGAAUAUACUAACUGCCUCCUAUCUUAAUUCAGUUUUGGUAAAGGCCUAUUUCAAGCCACAUGUUAUGCAAAAUAAAACACCCCAGCCCUUCUCCCCACUAGGAGGCUGUCAGUUUUGUGGCUUUUAUCCUCAGCAGUAGUUAAGAUCUGUUUUCCUAGGGAAUCACACGAGGUGUGUUCCAGCAGGACAGUCCCUGCAAGUUCUCCACAAUUGAAGCCUGCAGUACAUUUAUUCAUAACCUAAUAAAAAGGGAACCCAGGGCUGUUUGUUGCCAUCAGUAUUUCAAGUGUCAGAGUGAAGGAGAGGUUUGAAUCCUGCCAGGUGAGAGGGAGCAGUGCAGCCGUGGGGCCCUGAGAGGCACUUCAGUCUCUGUCCCAGAGGGUCCCAAGCCUGUCCCCCACAGGGUGGUGGCUGAUCUGAUCUGGGCUUGGCCAUCAGCUGCUUCCAGCGUGAAGUUGGGCUGCAUCACCUCCAGGGGUCCCUUCUGACCAGUACUUGUGUGAUGCUGGGAAGUGAAAUGCCUUCCUCCUGACAUCCUGCACUGCCCUGGGCACCUGGAAGUUGCAGGACAGCUGAACGUGACACAAGGUGUGUUUCUGUCAAUACUGGUUGUCAAGUUUGCUUGCAGAAAGGACACUGGGGCAAAUGGAGGUUUUGAGCUGCUGGGAACAUCACUGUGCUUGUUCAGAGGGUGAGGCACGUGAGUGAUUUUAUGCAUAAUAUUUAAACUGCUCUGAUUCAAGUAGAAGAAAAAGGGAUGGUUUAACAAAUUCCUGCUCUUUCUGUGAAAGAAAAAAAUAAAUAAUCCUUGCUUGCAGUGUAAUCCUGGAUUCUGUUAAAGAGAGAGUAUUUGGCUAAGACAGAUAUGCAGAGACAUGAAAGCCCAGCAUGUUCUAUUUAUAGUGUGCACAUAAGCUGGGAUAUUCAGCAGUGAGGGGUGACUGGUGUUGAUCUCCUUGAAGCUGGUGACCAGACUGCUCCACCUUGUCCCCCUCCACUUGUUGCAUUAGUUACCUUGAAGAUAAAAUGUUACUGCUGUAAUUUGGGGAGGGAGGAGAAAGAGGAUGCUGGGUAUUUUUUAAUCUGUAGAUAAAUGCUAUGGAUGAUUAUUUCAAAGCCUAUCUAUACAGUAUUUGCUCUGUGUAUGUAUCUGCUACUGCAAUGAUGAACGUAAUUUUACCACCUCAUUUGGGUCUGCUGAGUGCAACAAGGGUAGAAAUGUAUAUUGUAAUAAAGGAAAAGAUAAUUUUUUUCUGA